AUGGGUUUCGUGAAUUUCAAGAACUAUCGUGUCUAUAUCCUGACAUCGGUGGCCUAUCUUGGGUCCCUGCUCUUCGGUUAUGACACGGGUGUUAUGGGGUCGGUCCUGGCUCUUUCAAGUUUCAAAAAGGACUUUGGGCUCCCCGUUGAGUCAUCUGGAUUCAGUAACGAGAAAAACGCUCAUAUCUCGUCCAACGUUGUUUCCCUACUCACAGCAGGAUGUUUUUUUGGAGCCAUCUUCGCUGCUUACAUGAACGACAAACUGGGCCGCAGAUACUCGCUGAUGAUCUUUGCCGUGAUAUUCCUAGUAGGAGCAGCCGUCCAAGUCGCAGCUCACCAUGAGAUUGGCAUGAUCUAUGGCGGACGUGUCAUCGCUGGUUUCGGUGUCGGUGGUAUGUCCAGUAUCACCCCCGUAUUUGUCAGUGAGAAUUGCCCUCCUGCAACACGUGGCCGUAUUGCCGGUCUCUUCCAAGAGUUUUUGGUCAUUGGUAGUACAUUCGCCUACUGGCUGAACUAUGGUGUUGCGCUUCACGUUCCCGAGGGUACAAGCCAAUGGCGUAUCCCAGUUGGCAUCCAGCUUGUCCCUGGUGGUCUGAUGCUUAUCGGAUUAUUUUUCCUCAAAGAAUCUCCUCGUUGGUUGCUGUCGAAGGACCGCCAGGACGACGCACUCAAAUCCCUCGCUUACAUUCGGAAUGAGCCUGAAACCAGCGAGGCCGUUCAACUGGAGUUUGCUGAAAUCUCGGCUGCUAUCCACGAGGAAGCGCAGGCUACCGAGGGUCUGUCCUGGAAGGAAUGCCUAAAGCCAAGUAAUCGAUACCGCUUCUUCCUGGCAUUCCUCCUGAUGUUCUGGCAGCAGUUUUCCGGCACAAACAGCAUUGGAUACUAUGCUCCUCAGAUCUUUGCAAGUGUCGGAUUGAGCAAAACAGACACCUCAUUGUUUGCCACUGGUAUUUACGGAACAGUCAAGGUGGUUUCAACAGGCAUCUUCCUCAUCAUCGGUAUCGAUCGCUGGGGUCGAAAGAAGAGUUUGAUUGGAGGUGCUGCUUGGAUGGCUAGCAUGAUGUUCAUCAUUGGGGCAGUCCUAGCCACCCAUCCCCCAGUAAAGGAUGCCGCAUCUGUCUCAUCGGCGUCCAUCGCCAUGGUCGCGAUGAUUUACCUAUAUGUCAUCGGAUACUCAGCAUCUUGGGGCCCAGUUCCUUGGGUAUAUCUUGGCGAGAUCUUCCCAACUCGUCUUCGCGCCUACGGUGUCGGCUUCGGUGCCGCGACGCAAUGGCUAUUCAACUUCGUCAUUACUGAGAUCACCCCUCGUGCUAUAAAUAAGAUUGGCUGGAAGACAUUCCUCAUGUUUGGAAUCUUCUGCUCUGCCAUGUGCCUCUUCGUCAUCAUAUUCUUCAAAGAGACCAAGGGCCGGACUCUGGAGGAGAUGGAUCUCAUUUUUGGUGCUGUUGAUGAGCAACAGAGACGCGCUGAUGUUGAACAUACCUUGCAAAAGACUCAGAUUCUGCAUGCAGAGCACACCGAGACUACGAAGUCUGAGAAGAGUGCUAAGACUACUGAGCAGAAGGAGUGA
This is a messenger RNA of Penicillium griseofulvum, 1569 nucleotides long. RefSeq names its product sugar porter family MFS transporter. Gene Ontology annotation, biological process: carbohydrate transport; transmembrane transport. Lineage: Eukaryota; Fungi; Ascomycota; Eurotiomycetes; Eurotiales; Aspergillaceae. Gene Ontology annotation, molecular function: carbohydrate:proton symporter activity. The record is from RefSeq and is a predicted model, not a curated record. Gene Ontology annotation, cellular component: membrane. Bases 1 to 1569 code for a protein of 522 amino acids. The transcript is spliced from 4 exons.